GUGGUGGUGGUGGAGGCGGCGGCGGCGGCGGCGGCGGCGGUGGUGGAGAGUCGGCGGCCUCGUGAAGGCUGGAAGGAAGUUUUUGGUUCUCUCUCGAGGAAGAGAGGGAGAGAGAGAGAGGUAGGAUCUAAAGGGUGAAAGAAGAGAGAGAAAAAUAUAGAGACGGAAAAAGCGAGAAGAAGGAGAGGAGAAGAGGAGGAGAAGGAGGAGUGAAUCCAAAUCGCGAGGAGGUGGUCGACGGGCCCCUGGGAAGAAAAAAAGAAGAGAGAAAGAGGAGGAGGAGGAGGAGGAGGUGGAGGAGGAGGAGGAGGAGGAGAGGAGGUGACGGAAGAGAAGGACGUGUUCGCUGGUGGUAAGCGAAAACACGGUAUUCUCGAAAUUUUCGAGCUCCGUGGAGCCCUGGCAGGCUCGGGAACGAGCGCGGCUGCUAAAAUGGGCAACAAUGCCGCGACCGCAAACAAGAAGGUCGACGCCGCCGAGAGCGUCAAGGAGUUCCUCGACAAGGCGAAGAAAGAGUUCGAGGACAAGUGGAAGAAGAAUCCGACGAAUACGGCCGCACUCGACGAUUUCGAGCGAAUAAAGACGCUCGGUACCGGUUCCUUUGGCCGCGUCAUGAUAGUUCAGCACAAACCGACCAAGGAGUAUUACGCUAUGAAGAUAUUGGACAAGCAGAAGGUCGUUAAGCUUAAACAGGUCGAGCACACGCUCAACGAGAAGAGAAUACUGCAGGCUAUAAGCUUUCCCUUCCUCGUAUCUUUGCGUUUUCAUUUCAAGGACAAUUCGUAUCUUUACAUGGUGCUCGAGUACGUACCCGGCGGCGAGAUGUUCAGUCACCUGCGCAAGGUCGGACGUUUUUCCGAGCCCCAUUCCCGUUUUUACGCGGCACAGAUAGUCCUAGCUUUCGAGUACCUACAUUAUCUCGAUUUGAUCUACAGGGAUCUCAAACCGGAGAAUCUCUUGAUCGAUUCGCAGGGCUAUCUCAAGGUCACGGACUUUGGUUUCGCAAAGAGGGUACAAGGUAGAACGUGGACCCUGUGCGGAACACCGGAAUACUUGGCACCGGAGAUAAUAUUGAGCAAGGGAUACAACAAGGCGGUGGAUUGGUGGGCCUUGGGUGUUUUGGUAUACGAAAUGGCAGCAGGCUAUCCACCGUUCUUCGCGGACCAACCGAUACAAAUCUACGAGAAGAUAGUCCACGGAAAGCCGCGUUAUCCCUCGCACUUUGGCUCCGACUUGAAAGAUCUUUUACGUAAUCUACUGCAAGUCGAUCUGACCAAAAGGUACGGCAACUUGAAGGCUGGGGUAAACGAUAUCAAGGGACAUAAAUGGUUCGCGAGUACCGAUUGGAUAGCCGUCUUCCAAAAGAGAAUAGAAGCGCCCUUCAUACCGAAAUGUAAGGGUCCUGGAGAUACCAGCAAUUUCGACGACUACGAGGAGGAAACUUUGAGGAUCUCGGUGACGGAGAAGUGUGCCAAGGAGUUUGCCGAAUUUUGAAUGGGUAUCGUCAUCGUCGGGUCGAGAUCGGCUUUACUCGCUGUUGUAGUCGCCGUCACCACAAUCAACAUCACUACAACCGCCGCCGCCGCUGUCGCUGCUGCUGCUGCUGCUGUUGCUGUUGCUGUUGCUGUUGCUGUUGCUGUUGCUGGUAGAUCGCUGCUGCUGUCGUCAUCGUCGUCGUUGUUUUCUCAUCGACGAUGAUACUACCGAUCGAUGGUCGUCGUCGUCGUCGUCGUCGUCGUCGUCGUCGUCGUCAUCGUCGUCGUCGUCGUCGUCGUCAUCAUCGUCGUCGUCGUCGUCGUCGUCGUCAUCGUCGUCAUCGUCGUCAUCGUCGUUGUUAGGUUCUUCCGUGUCGAUCGUGAGACGACGAGGGGAAGUGCGUGUGUGCGUGCGACUAAUGGAAGUCAUGGAGUUCCAUGGAUCACAAGAUAUUGCGACCAGGUAUCGCAUAUUCGUAUUAACGAAGAAAAAGGAUAAAUAGAUUUAGGAUCACGAGAAUGGGAAAGGGGAAAGGGAAAGAAAGAGAGUAUAUAUUGAGAAAAAAAAGAAAAAAAAAAAAAGAAAAACAAAAAACAAAAAAAAGACAAAACGUGUCGAGCGGCGAAUCUUAUGAAACGAAUAAAAUAUAUUCUAUCUUCUUGCACAGAUAACUUUUACACGAGAGAUAAAUAAAAGUCUCGUACUUUUUUAGCCGGUCGAUAUAAUAAUAAUAAUAAUAAUAAUAAUAAUGAGUAAAUAAAUAAAUAAAUAAAUAAAUAAAUAAAUAAUAAUAUUAAUAAUAAUAAAAAAAUAAUAAUAAUUAUAGUAA
Vespula pensylvanica (western yellowjacket) is the source of this 2305-nucleotide messenger RNA. It is a transcript of the gene Pka-C1, whose product is annotated as cAMP-dependent protein kinase catalytic subunit 1. NCBI's taxonomy places the organism in Eukaryota, Metazoa, Arthropoda, Insecta, Hymenoptera, Vespidae. Gene Ontology annotation, biological process: peptidyl-serine phosphorylation. Bases 433 to 1494 code for a protein of 353 amino acids. Gene Ontology annotation, molecular function: ATP binding; cAMP-dependent protein kinase activity. Gene Ontology annotation, cellular component: nucleus; cAMP-dependent protein kinase complex. The transcript has a single exon. The record is from RefSeq and is a predicted model, not a curated record.